AAGGAUUAGCAGGCAGAACCAAUGAAAAAAUACUGGUACAUUUUCUGGCAAUGUGUCCAAAAAGCAUGAAAAAAACCCAUUAUCAUUCAUUUCUCAGUUGUUUCUGUUUUUCUAACAGCUUUGGGAUCCAAGAACAAUACAAUACAUUUUGUGACUGAGUUUAUCCUCUUGGGUUUCAGUAACCAGGGGGAGAUGCAGAGUUUCUUCUUCUCUUCGAUUCUGAUUCUUUACCUCCUGACCUUGCUGGGGAAUGGAGCUAUUGUUUGUGCUGUGAGAUGGGAUCAGAGGCUCCACACACCGAUGUACAUCUUCCUGGGAAACUUUGCCUUUUUAGAGAUAUGGUAUGUCUCUUCCACCAUCCCAAACAUGCUGGUCAAUAUCCUCUCUGAGAGUAAGACCAUCUCCUUCUCUGCCUGCUUCCUCCAAUUCUAUUUCUUUUUUUCACUUGGUACAACAGAGUGUUUCUUCUUGUCAGCUAUGGCUUAUGAUCGAUAUCUGGCUAUCUGUCGACCAUUACACUACCCCUCUAUCAUGACUAGGAAGUUCUGUGUUAUCCUGAUUUGUAUCUGCUGGGUGAGUGGAUUCCUCUGCUAUCCAGUUCCAAUUGUCCUCAUCUCCCAACUUCCUUUCUGUGGACCUAACAUCAUUGACCACUUUGUGUGUGACCCAGGACCAUUGUUUGCACUAUCCUGUGUACCCGCUCCUUCCACUGAGCUUCUCUGUUAUACCUUCAACUCAAUGAUUAUUUUUGGGCCCUUCUUCUCGAUCUUGGGAUCCUACACUCUAGUGCUCAGAGCUGUGCUUCGAGUUCCUUCUGGUGCUGGUCGAACUAAAGCUUUCUCCACAUGUGGAUCCCACUUAGUGGUUGUGUCUCUGUUCUAUGGAACUCUUAUGGUGAUGUAUGUGAGCCCCACAUCAGGUAACCCCGCAGGAAUGCAGAAGAUCGUUACUCUAAUUUACUCAGCUUUGACUCCCCUCUUAAAUCCUCUCAUCUACAGUCUCCGAAAUAAAGACAUGAAAAAUGCCUUAAAGAAAGUGCUAAAAUUAACAACUAUCCAAAACUGAGACAAUUUUGAAGAAAUCAUGGGUUACUUUUUUAUACCAACAUGUUUGAAAAUCAUUUUUAUGAUACAGAUUAAUAGGAUCUACUGUGAUCUUGC
Molecule: messenger RNA, 1160 nt
Organism: Mastomys coucha (southern multimammate mouse)
Lineage: Eukaryota; Metazoa; Chordata; Mammalia; Rodentia; Muridae
Product: olfactory receptor 11H6
Exons: 1
Coding region: 193-1065 (290 amino acids)
Biological process (GO): G protein-coupled receptor signaling pathway
Cellular component (GO): membrane
Molecular function (GO): G protein-coupled receptor activity; olfactory receptor activity
Source: RefSeq, a predicted model, not a curated record